Molecule: messenger RNA, 1016 nt
Organism: Cololabis saira (Pacific saury)
Lineage: Eukaryota; Metazoa; Chordata; Actinopteri; Beloniformes; Belonidae
Gene: rims4
Product: regulating synaptic membrane exocytosis 4
Exons: 6
Coding region: 110-922 (270 amino acids)
Biological process (GO): regulation of membrane potential; calcium ion-regulated exocytosis of neurotransmitter; positive regulation of synaptic transmission
Cellular component (GO): cytoskeleton of presynaptic active zone; presynaptic membrane
Molecular function (GO): transmembrane transporter binding; small GTPase binding
Source: RefSeq, a predicted model, not a curated record
GGGGGGCAGCCCAAAGCCGUCCAAGACGCCGCGAGCCGUACUCCGCGUGAAGAAUGCCCAGCCGCGCCUGGCCAAGCCGGCCGACCCGGGCCCGACGCCGGGCCUCUACAUGGAGAGGUCGCAGAGCCGCAUCAGCCUGUCGGCCUCCUUCGAGGCGCUCGCCAUCUACUUCCCCUGCAUGAACUCUUUCGACGAGGACGAUGGGGUGGACUCGGACGGCAGGAAGCUGAAGGGAGGAAUCCAGCGCAGCACGGAGACGGGUCUGGCCGUGGAGAUGCCGAGCCGCACCGUCCGCCAGGCCAGCCACGAGUCCAUCGAGGACAGCAUGAACAGCUACGGCUCCGAGGGGAACCUCAACUACAGCGGGAUGUGUCUGGCCUCCGACGCCCAGUUCAGCGACUUCCUGGACGGGAUGGGACCGGCCCAGUUCGUCGGGCGACAGACGCUCGCAACGACAUCCAUGGGUGAUGUAGAGAUCGGUCUGAUGGAGAGGAACGGGGGUCUGGAGGUGGAGGUGGUCCAGGCCAGAGGGCUCACCAUGAAACCAGGGUCAAAGGGACCCCCAGCCGCCUACAUCAAAGUUUACCUCCUGGAGAACGGCACCUGUGUGGCCAAAAAGAAGACCAAGUCGGUGAGGAAGUCCCUGGAUCCGCUCUACAACCAGGUCCUGGUCUUCUCGGAGACGCCCCAGGGGAAAGUGGUGCAGGUGAUUGUCUGGGGAAACUACGGCCGGAUGGACCGGAAGUGUUUCAUGGGCGUGGCCCGGAUCCUGCUGGAGGAGCUGGACCUGAGCUCCAUGGUCAUCGGCUGGUACAAGCUGUUCCCGCCCUCGUCCAUGGUGGACCCCACGAUGGCUCCGCUCAUCCGCCACUCGUCCCAGAUGUCUCUGGAGAGCACCAUUCCCUGCUGCGAAAGAUCCUAAGACUCGGGGGCGAGGACUGAACCAUUUACGGACGCUGCAGCUCAGAUUCUGUUGCUAGAGAUUGGUAUGUUUUUAUAUAUCCUGAAGGCCUGCA